CGAGCAUGUCACCUGUUCCAACGUCUUGGCUCUAAUCGCCGGCAAGCCACCUCCAAUUUUCCUACACCCUCUUGUGACCGCAGAACGAUUGAGAGCCUUUCCUCGUCUGCUUCAGCAACAAAUUAUCUUAAUUCUACAAAGAUCUUUCUCACUACUCCGGGCUGUCCAGGCGAACCGAGUAAACCAGCUUCUUGCAGUCCAUUUCCACAGCGGUCCGCCAGUGAGUGGGGUAGAGAUCCAUCCUGCACAGACGCCUUAAGCCACCUAUUCGGCCAUCCUUCGUCUGCCACGCAAUCGGAUUUUAUGGUUCAAGAGCAUUUUGAACCCACGGAUCUCACCUCAAAGCUUUCCCUACACAAGGGCCUUACAGACAAGGAUUUAGAAGCUGCGGGCCUACCACUUCACUCUCACCAAUAUCAUCAACAUCUAACACUUCCUCAGAUCCAAAAACAAUUGUAUCAUCGCCAACACCAAUACAAACAAUAUUCUCCACACUCAGAACAGUCGUCAAAAGUUAAAUCAAUUGCAAGACCAAAUCUUUCCGCUCCAUACCAAGAAGCUUCGUCUGAUUAUGACCAAGAAGAUGGGGAAGAUGAUGACGAAAUAGAAGAUGUAGGGGCUGAUAGCGACGGUCUUCUUCGAAAUCUCGAUGUCAUCAGACAAAAAAGUGGAGAAGAAAGUGUCUGCGACUGUCUUAUUGGCCAAUCUGAACAGGAGCGCUUAUGCCGAAUGGGAAGUGCCUGGCACAGGCAUAUAAGAAAAAGUGGAGAGUAUGAACAAGAAAUGGACAGCGAGGAAGAUUCGAAUAUUGAUCGCCCAUUAAGGCUUGGAUCCUGUGAAACAUUUGACCACUUUUCUUAA
Messenger RNA from Protopolystoma xenopodis, 861 nucleotides. Lineage: Eukaryota; Metazoa; Platyhelminthes; Monogenea; Polystomatidea; Polystomatidae. The record is from the annotation of a GenBank genome assembly.